Molecule: messenger RNA, 1551 nt
Organism: Paramecium tetraurelia
Lineage: Eukaryota; Ciliophora; Oligohymenophorea; Peniculida; Parameciidae
Exons: 7
Biological process (GO): cilium movement
Cellular component (GO): microtubule cytoskeleton
Molecular function (GO): microtubule binding
Source: RefSeq, a predicted model, not a curated record
AUGAGUCGUGCAGUGUUACAACCCUUCGAAGUUUAUCAAAAAGCAAGAGUUUAAUUUGUGUAGACAGUGGCUGAGUUAGCAAAAAGACCAUAAAAUAUUGAGGCAUUGCAAUCAGCAGGUGUGAUGUCCUUAUUGAGACCGUUGCUCUUAGAUUGUGUGCCAUCAAUUCAAUAAUCAGCAGCCUUGGCAUUGGGAAGAUUGGCUAAGCAUUCAGAAGAUUUGGCUGAAGCAGUUGUUUCCAAUGAAAUCUUGCCAUAAUUAGUGAGUUCGUUGGGAGAACAAAAUCGUUUCUACAAAAAGGCAGCAGCAUUCGUACUUAGAUGCGUUGCUAAACAUUCUUCAACUUUGGCAAUGGCAGUUGUGAAUUCAGGAGCCUUGGAAGCUUUGGUCUAAUGUUUAGAGGAAUUCGAUCCAAGUGUCAAGGAAGCUGCAGCAAGUGCUCUCCGUUACAUUGCCAAACACACAGCAGAUUUGGCUUAGGCUGUAGUAGAUGCAGGAGCUGUUCCAUUAUUGGUGCUCUGCAUUUAAGAACCAGAAACUACAUUGAAAAGAGUAUCAGCAGGAGCCCUAUCAGAAAUCUGUAAGCAUUCAGCCGAAUUGGCUUAGAAUGUAGUUGAUGCAGGUGCUGCACCAUUUCUCAGUGCCUUGAUUCCUCAUCAUGAUGCUGAGUUGAAGAGAUCUGUUUGCUUUUGUUUGGCCAAUAUUGCAAAACACACUAUAGAUUUGGCAGAAGCUAUUGUAGAUAUCCUUUAUAGAUUAAAAGACACAGACCCUGGAGUUAGAAUAAGCCGCAACGCAACAUGCAUUAGAGAAAUUGCAAGGUAAUCCCAAGACCUAGCUAAAAUGAUCUGUAGUGCAGGAGCUGUUGUGUCUAUUGUCGAUUAUAUUAAUGAAGCUAAGGGAGAUGCACGUUUACCAGGAAUCAUGACACUAGGAUUCAUCGGAGCCUUUGACGAAGCUUUGGCCAUGGGAAUUAUAGCAGCAAAAGGAAUUGCCCCAUUGAAAGACGCUUUAAUAAAAGAGCCUGAUCAAUCAGUCAAGAGUGCUUCUGCUUGGUCUCUUGGAAUGAUAGGUGGACAUUCAGCAGAUCAUUCAAGAGCCAUGGCUGAAGCUGAUGUUCCAUCCCAUUUGUUAGCUGUUUAUAAAUUCCCUGAUUCCAGUGAAGAUCUCAAAAAGAAAUCAAGUUAAGCUUUGAAAUCCAUAUUAUAAAUGUGCACUUACUUGCCUGCUCUUGAACCAUUAAUCUCAGAAGCCCCUCCUGAUAUUUUAUAAUAUGUCUUGCAUCAAUUCUAAAAGACAUUACCAAAUGAUAAUGCAGCCAAAAAACAAUUUGUAUUGUCAGAAGGAUUAAAGAAGAUCCAAGAAAUCAAAGCUAAUCCAGGUUCCAAGUUAAGACAAUAUAUCGACGAAAUCAAUUCUUAUUAUCCCCCAGAAAUCAUUCAGUAUUACAGUGCUGGAUACGAACAAUAAUUGCUUAAGAAAUUGGACGAUUAUAAUGCAGAUUGAACAUUUAUAAUAUUAAUCCAAAUAUAUAUUAAAUUACAAGUUAGC